UUGUCGCAUCCUGCUUAUAAUACACCAUCCUUCCUGUGACUGCAUCCCAUCAACUCAUACGAGCUCGAGUUAUUUGUCUUGGUUGUUCACGAUGAGCUUCGGCUUUGGUGUCGGUGAUUUCCUCGCUACUUUGCAACUCGCCGAUGACUUGAAGAAGCGGUUCGCCCAGGCACCGAGUGGCUUCAAGGCUAUCUCUGGAGAUGUAAAAAGCCUAUGGGCGCUUCUUCAUGAUCUCAAUGAUAUUCCUAACGAAGGCCUCAGUGCGACCCAGAAAACAGAACUGGAUAUAAUCGUCCAGAGAGGCCGCGAAGUCCUGUUGGAGAUCGAACACAAGUUGAGCAAAUACAAUGUGCUUGCUUUUGCAAGUUCGGACUGGAAGACAAAGGCUGUCCGAGCAUGGAGUCGAGUUAGAUGGGACCCUGCAGAGGUGGACAGCAUGCGGAGCCGCAUCACUUACUGUCUCUCGCUGUGGAAUUUGGUAAUGGGCAAAAUCAAUCAAGAUCUCACCUUGGAGAUCGGAGCAGACAUUCAGUCCAUGAAAGGCCACCACGAUUUGCAGCAGCGCAAUGAAACGCUUGCAUGGAUAUGUCCUGUUGACGCCUCGGAGCGACAUCACAAAAUCAUUAGCUCUCGGCACGAGGGAACGGGUAAAUGGUUCCUGGAAAGUGAAGAGUUCCGUUCUUGGAUCUCUGAUGAGAAGAGCAAGGCACUUCUAUGCACCGGGGCUCCUGGUGCAGGCAAGACGGUGCUUUCUUCGAUCGCAGUCGACCACCUUCAGCGGGAAUUUUCCCUAAAUAGCAGUGUCGCAGUUGCUUAUCAUUAUUUCCACUAUCAGGAGCGGAUUGAGUAUUCUGAGCUUCUUUCAAGCCUCCUGAGACAGUUACUUCAGGGAAAUCAAAGCUUGUAUGAGAAUAUCACAACAAGACGCUACCUCCUCCCGCCCAGGUCCACCCGUCUGGCCCAAGAAGAUAUCGAAAAGAUAUUCAGUGUGGCAGUGUCUGAAUGCAGUGAGGUGCUGCUAGUCGUUGAUGCACUGGAUGUGUGUAACGACGUAUACGUGAGGCGUCAAUUCCUCGCUUGGGCUACGAAACUUCUUGACAUCGGCGGUCGCACGAAGGUCAAGCUCCUUGUGACUGCCCGACCGGGCGAUUAUUUCAGUCAUCUGUUGUCUCGAGGUGUUAUCUUGGACAUUCAAGCCAGCGAAGGCGACAUGGAAAGUUUUCUCGACGGAAAUCUUGACUAUCUUCCGCGUUUCCUUCGAAGGAAGCCCGAGCUUUGGGCUUAUGUUAGAAGGCAGAUUCUCGAAUCGGCUGAUGGAAUAUUCUUGCUUGUCCGUCUCUAUUACAACUUGAUCCUGGAUGAGAAGAAUGAGAAAAGAGUCCGAGCACUGGGUGGUCAGUUCCAGUCAGGGUCAGGGGCCUAUGACCAUGCGUAUAACGAGACAAUGAAGAGGAUUAACCUGCAAAGCUUCUUCUCUCAGGACCUUGCCAAAAGAGUACUCGGGUGGCUCACGUUCUCUGCACGACCACUUAGCGCUCUAGAGCUACAACAUGCUAUUGCGGUUGAAAUUGGUGAGCCCGAAUUUGACGCAAUGAAUGUCACAGAUAUUGAGGAAAUCGCUUUUGUCUGCUGCGGAUUGGUCACGGUGGACGAAAACAACAACACGGCGAAGCUCGUGCAUCUUACUGCCCAGGAGUACUUGGAGCGGAUGCGGGAGGCUUGGUUUCCCACCGUCCAUGAAUACCUCACAAACACCUGCCUCACAUACGUGUCCUUCGACGCCUUUGAGCAGCAAGCCUUAUUAGAAAGUGGCCGUCAAGAGCAUCGGCAAGAGUACCCGCUUUAUCAGUAUUCUGCUCAUGAGCUAGGGACGCAUCUCCACCAAAGCUUGGGCAGCAAUACGCUUCUUGCUUCAUUUAUCAAAAAUGAUGCCAAAGUUACACGGUGUAUGCGAGAGAUGUUCGGCCUGUCGGAGACUCCUUACAGUUUUUCUGGGAUCCAUCUCGCGUCAGUCUUCGGCCUAGAUCAGUGCAUGGAAGAACUUGUCGGGGUCGACAGCAACUCAGAUUUGGUAAUAAGUCAAUUGUUGAGUUUCUACUUGAUCGUGGAGCUAUUGUCGAUUCUGCUACAUCCGAGAACUUCACACCUCUUUUCUACGCCGCAGCAUAUGGUUACAAUGAAGUGGCCAGUCUGCUGAUUGACCGAGGUGCGAAUGUUCAUUAUGAGAAUGCUAACAAGGAAACUCCUAUAUUCUUUGCAGCAAAGAGCGGCGCUGGAAUUCAACGGGGUCCUAUAUCGACUAUCAGCAUGGGCGAUCAUGCACACGUCAUGAAAGUUCUACGAGAUGCAGGAGCCAACAUCAAUCAAGAGAACAAGCAGUGGGAAACCCCCUUGUUCACAGCGGCGGCAAAUGGUAACCUGCGUGCUGUUGAAUUGUUACUCGAUUGGGGCGCCAGAAUACACAGCACCGAUAGAUGGAAACACCUUUCAGCAGACCCAUUGACAGCUGCGGCACAAA
Messenger RNA from Aspergillus neoniger CBS 115656, 2518 nucleotides. RefSeq lists its product as uncharacterized. The coding region runs from base 92 to 2197 and encodes 701 amino acids. The transcript is spliced from 5 exons. Lineage: Eukaryota; Fungi; Ascomycota; Eurotiomycetes; Eurotiales; Aspergillaceae. The record is from RefSeq and is a predicted model, not a curated record.